UAGGCAGCACACUGAGUUUUCAUACACAGCCAAUGUGUGUGCAGAGUUUAUCGUGAGUGGAGCAUAAGUUACCUGGAGGUAAAUAAACAGUGCAAUGGUGCAACAGGCAAGUGAUGUGGAGUGAUAUACUGUAGUAGUGGAAGACAAUAGCGUGUUGCAGGAUGGAGGCGGACGAUUAUGGGCGGGGCCGAGAGCCGUGGGAAUGGAGCGAGGCCGCUGGUGCGAUUGCUAAUGAGCGUGUCUCACGGAGGAGCUCCGGGAGGAUAAAAGGAGGAGUGACAACAGUGAAGGACGUGAGAGGACCAGUGCCGGAUGACCUGACGCCAGAGGAGAAGCAAGAGCUGGAGAACAUCAGGAGACGUAAACAGGAGCUGCUCGAGGACAUACAGCGGCUAAAGGAUGAGAUAGCAAAGGUGACGAAUGAGAUCGAAAGUCUUGGCUCCACUCAAGAAAGAAUAAACAUGCAGCGGAGUAAACAGAUGGCCAUGGGCCGCAAAAAAUUUAACAUGGAUCCCAAAAAGGGGAUUCAGUUCCUUAUGGAGAACGAAUUGCUGAAGAAAACAUGUGAAGAUAUUGCUCAAUUCCUCUACAAGGGUGAGGGCCUCAACAAGACAGCCAUCGGAGAUUAUCUGGGUGAAAGGGAUGAGUUCAAUAUUCAGGUUCUUCAUGCCUUUGUGGAGCUUCAUGAAUUUACAGACCUCAACCUUGUUCAGGCCCUCAGACAGUUCUUAUGGAGUUUCCGGUUACCGGGCGAGGCUCAGAAGAUUGAUCGUAUGAUGGAAGCCUUUGCCCAGCGUUACUGUCAGUGUAAUCCUGGCGUCUUUCAAUCCACAGAUACAUGUUACGUCCUCUCGUUCGCAAUUAUCAUGUUGAACACAAGCCUUCACAACCCUAAUGUGAAGGACAAGCCAUCCGCAGAGCGAUUCAUAGGCAUGAACAGGGGCAUCAAUGAUGGUGGAGAUCUGCCAGAAGACCUACUCAGGAACCUGUACGAGAGCAUUAAGAAUGAACCCUUCAAAAUACCCGAAGAUGAUGGCAACGACCUCACGCACACCUUCUUUAACCCAGAUCGUGAGGGCUGGCUGCUCAAACUGGGAGGUGGACGGGUCAAAACAUGGAAGAGGAGAUGGUUCAUCUUGACGGACAACUGCCUCUAUUACUUUGAGUACACCACUGAUAAAGAGCCAAGAGGGAUCAUUCCUCUAGAAAAUCUCAGUAUUAGGGAAGUGGAAGACUCCAAAAAGCCAAAUUGCUUUGAACUCUUCAUCCCAGAUAAUAAGGAUCAGGUCAUUAAGGCAUGUAAGACUGAAGCAGAUGGACGGGUUGUGGAAGGCAACCAUACAUUCUACCGCAUCUCAGCCCCAACAACAGAAGAGAAAGAGGAGUGGAUUAAAAGCAUCAAGGCUGCCAUAAGCAGAGACCCUUUCUAUGAAAUGCUAACUGCCAGGAAGAAGAAAGCAUCAUCUAUGAAGAGACAGUAGAAUAUUUAAAUGUCAGGCUGCAUGGAUAUUUGCUUCAAGGCUGUGAAAAGGAUGUUUGUACAUGGACCUGGAAAAGGGGGAUGAGGUCUGGGAAAGGGACGAAUUUAAAACGAAAGCCAUAACGCUGGAUUGGACUGAUUUUUCUCAGGAAUGCCCUCGAAUUUUGAACAUUUUCAGUGCAGUUGGUAGUCGGGGAACUUGUCUGACAUUUAUGUAAUUUUUGGAGAGAACAUUAUCGAAUACUCACAUAAUCAUCUCAAAUCAGCAGGUCUGACUGAAUGUGGCAUCUCAUUCACCUUUUUUAAGCUUGCUAAUAUGACCGUUCCUUUUUGUGCUUUGAUACAUGUAAAAAUGCUAAAUGUGCAACUAUUUUUACACAGCUAUGUAAAUAUCUGGGAGGGGUUGUUCCCUGGUUUGUUAGAUUUAUCUGACAAUAUAAUUUCAGUGACCUUUGCUCUGUUUAUUAUUUUUCUGAUCUGGCAUGAUGUUUGUAGUUUUUCCUGUCUUUUCUUUUGCUAGACUUCUUUCACAUUUUACUGUCAAAUUUGCCAGAGUUUGUCUUUUUGUUUCACCCUGUUUUCUUCUCUGUCCUUGAUAUAGUUGACUCAAUGUUAGAUGGUCAUGAACAUUGCUGACGCAAUUAAGUGUAUUUUGAUUGCUUGUCCGAUUCAUGCAAUGAAAAUAUUUUAUUUUGCUACUGUUUAUUUGGCCUAAAAAAAAAAAAAAUUUAAGUAUUAAUUUGCAAUAUACACUCAUCUCAUAUGUGGCCUUGAAAGACUGAAGAGAGAGAGAGAGAGAGAGAGAGAGAGAAAAAAUCCAAAUACAUUUAAUUAAGUUUGAUUUAUAUUUAUGGUGUAAUGUUAAAGCUGUUACAUGUCAAAUAUUAAACUACUGAUUUAAGAGUUUAUUUUUCCUAUGUUCUAUAUUUUUUUUUACUACAAACUAUGCGUGUUAAAUUGUUAACAUCACAUAAAAGCACCCCCAAACACAACUUUUCUUUAAAUGCACUGAUAAUUAAGAGAAAAUUCUCAAAUAUGAAUUUAUCAAUCCUGUACAUAUAUGUAGGUUUUUUGUUUUGUUUUUGUCAAAAUUUACUUUGUGCAAAAGUAAAUGGGGUGAAGAAAAGUUUUUGACCUAUUAAGUUUUAUUCACCAUUGCGAUGUAAUCUUGUUCUUAAAAUAAAAAAUGUGAUAAAAACAAAUAUGAUUGAG
Myxocyprinus asiaticus (Chinese sucker) is the source of this 2692-nucleotide messenger RNA. Its product is annotated as cytohesin-1-like. Gene Ontology annotation, molecular function: guanyl-nucleotide exchange factor activity. The transcript has 14 exons. Bases 162 to 1481 code for a protein of 439 amino acids. Lineage: Eukaryota; Metazoa; Chordata; Actinopteri; Cypriniformes; Catostomidae. The record is from RefSeq and is a predicted model, not a curated record. Gene Ontology annotation, biological process: regulation of ARF protein signal transduction.